This is a messenger RNA of Neoarthrinium moseri, 837 nucleotides long. RefSeq lists its product as uncharacterized. The coding region runs from base 1 to 837 and encodes 278 amino acids. The record is from RefSeq and is a predicted model, not a curated record. NCBI's taxonomy places the organism in Eukaryota, Fungi, Ascomycota, Sordariomycetes, Amphisphaeriales, Apiosporaceae. The transcript has a single exon.
AUGGCUACUCCAUUGAACCUCACGAACAAAAUCGUCGUGAUUACCGGCGCGGCUCGGGGAAUUGGAGAGGCCUCGGCGAAGGAAUAUUCAAGACAAGGAGCACGAGUCGCCCUCCUAGACAUUCGAAUGGAGCCCCAACGGGCAAUCGUAGCCCAGAUCCAAAGUGAAGGGUACUCAGCUUGGGCUUUCAAAUGUGAUGUCUCCAAUGACACGGAAGUGGCAGCCGUCGCGAAGGCGGUGGUUGAACAAGUCGGUGUGCCCGACAUUGUGGUCAAUAAUGCCGUUACGGUACAGACAGGUUCUGCCCAAGACGCCGACAUCGAGAGCGUCCGGAGGCAGUGGGACAUCAAUGUCCUAGGGUACCUGCGUGUUGCCAGGGCUUUCCUGCCAGAUAUGAAAAAGCGCGGCAGCGGCGUGAUUGCAAAUACAGCUUCGCCCAACGGCCUUGCUCCCCCGCCAAUGGUCGCUGGCAAUAUGUUGGCAUAUUGUCUCUCCAAGGCCAGCAUCAUCUCCCUUAGCCAAUGCCUGGCUGUAUCACUACAAAACACUGGCGUCAAAGUGUGUGUGCUCAUCCCAGACGUGGCUUAUACGGAAUCGGUUGAAGAGCUUCAAGGAACCGCUUCUCCGGAGUUCACUCAGGGUUUUAGACACUUUAUCCGGACGAGUAGUGUACCAGCAGAAUCUGCGGCCAAGAGACUUGUAGAAGGCGUAAAGACACAGAAAUUCUUCGUCAACGGCUUUUUCAAUGGCUACGAGCAGUCCUUGUUGGCUUGGAUCAAUGGCGGGCUGGACCCAACGGUUGACUGGAUAACAGAGACCCAGAAGACGUUGGCCUAG